Molecule: messenger RNA, 1722 nt
Organism: Diatraea saccharalis (sugarcane borer)
Lineage: Eukaryota; Metazoa; Arthropoda; Insecta; Lepidoptera; Crambidae
Source: the annotation of a GenBank genome assembly
AUGGCCACGUUCGUCUGGUGGCUGGCGGCCUGCUGCCUGCUCCACGCCGCCACCGCCGGCAACCCUGACGCUAAGCGGCUCUACGAUGACCUUUUAUCUAACUACAACAAGCUGGUGCGACCGGUCGUCAACACUACCGACGUGCUACGUGUCUGCAUCAAGCUCAAGCUCAGUCAGCUCAUCGAUGUCGUAAGUAUAAUGACGACAAACCUAUGGGUGGAGCAGUCGUGGUAUGACUACAAACUACGCUGGGAGCCCAAGGAGUACGGCGGCGUUCACAUGCUGCACGUACCCUCCGACCACAUCUGGCGGCCGGAUAUCGUGCUCUACAACAAUGCCGACGGCAACUUCGAAGUAACAUUGGCGACCAAGGCGACCAUCUACCACCAGGGGCUGGUCGAAUGGAAACCGCCCGCCAUUUACAAGUCUUCCUGUGAAAUAGACGUGGAAUAUUUUCCGUUCGACGAGCAAACAUGCGUUCUUAAGUUCGGUAGCUGGACCGCCGACGGCAACUACGAGGUGACACUGAUGACCAAGGCCACCGUGUACUACAACGGCAUGGUGGUGUGGCAGCCGCCUGCCGUCUAUAAGUCCUCGUGCUCGAUCGACGUCGAGUUCUUUCCUUACGACGUGCAAACCUGUGUGCUUAAGUUAGGCAGCUGGACGUAUGACGGCUUCAAGGUGACGCCCCGCUGUACGCUGCUUGCGCCGCGCGUGCGGGCCGUAGCCGUGGACUUGCGGCACAUGGACGAGCAGGCGGGUAGCAACGUGGUGUCAGUGGGAGUCGAUUUAUCAGAGUUCUACAUGUCCGUCGAGUGGGACAUACUAGAGGUGCCUGCCGUAAGAAACGAGAAAUUUUAUACGUGUUGUGACGAGCCCUACUUAGAUAUCACAUUCAACAUUACCAUGCGGAGAAAAACGUUAUUCUACACAGUGAACAUCAUUAUCCCGUGCAUGGGGAUAUCCUUCCUCACUGUCCUCACUUUUUAUCUGCCUUCGGAUAGCGGAGAAAAAGUGACACUGUCCAUUUCAAUCCUGAUUAGUCUCCACGUGUUCUUCCUGCUGGUAGUGGAGAUCAUCCCCCCCACUUCGCUGGUUGUGCCCCUGCUGGGAAAAUACCUUAUAUUCGCUAUGAUACUCGUAUCUAUAAGUAUAUGUGUUACGGUGGUGGUGCUGAACGUGCACUUCAGAUCUCCGCAGACGCACCGCAUGGCGCCGUGGGCAAAACGGGUGUUCAUACAUAUAUUGCCAAGGUUGCUGUUCAUGAAACGACCACAAUAUAAGUUCGACACUACCAGUAUGGGUGAGAGCAAUCGUUUCGGUGGUAGCUGCAUGGUGCACGGGUCCAAUGAGGGUGUCGGCCCGGGGCUGGCGGGUAUGACGGCCCCCGACGACGAGACCCUUAGUCCCGUGCCUGACCCGCCGCCCGGGUUCAGCCAUUCCGCAUGUCCCCCUGAAGUACACAGGACUUGCUUCUGCGUCAAGUUUAUUGCCAAUCACACUAGAAUGAUCGAGGAGUCCACUAAGGUAAAAGAAGAUUGGAAAUAUGUGGCGAUGGUAUUGGAUCGUCUAUUCCUAUGGAUCUUCACUCUAGCAGUGCUGGUGGGUACAGCGGGCAUCAUAUUGCAAGCACCAACGUUGUAUGACGACCGUGUCCCGAUCGACAAGCACUUCAACCAGUACGCCACCUCGUCACUUGUACGAUGUCCACCGCCCGCGUAA